Messenger RNA from Salvia splendens (bonfire salvia), 2190 nucleotides. Its product is annotated as U-box domain-containing protein 52. Gene Ontology annotation, molecular function: ATP binding; protein kinase activity. Bases 1 to 2190 code for a protein of 729 amino acids. Gene Ontology annotation, biological process: protein phosphorylation. The record is from RefSeq and is a predicted model, not a curated record. The transcript has 10 exons. Lineage: Eukaryota; Viridiplantae; Streptophyta; Magnoliopsida; Lamiales; Lamiaceae.
AUGUGGCUUUCAAGUGGAAAAAACAAUAACAAUAUUGCAAGAAAAAAUGGGAAAAAUGGGAUUGUUGCAAUAGCUAUAGACAAAGAUAAAAGAAGUCAAGAUGCUCUUAAAUGGGCAACUGAGAAUCUCGUCAACAAAGGCCAAACCAUCAUUCUCAUCCACGUCGUUGCCAAGCCGCCAGCCACGGUCGGGAAAGGUUACGCCAUUUACGAACCAAAUGGAGCUGCACAAGCACGCAGGAAAGUACUUGAGAAACAACACAAAGAGCUAUUCCUCAGCUUCCAUUGCUUCUGCUCUCGCAAAGAUAUAAAUUGCUUCGAUGUGCUGUUGGAGGAGACGGACAUAGCAAGAGGCAUAGCCGAAUACGCUGCGUAUGCAGCCGUCGAAAGCUUGGUUCUUGGCUCCUCCCGCCAUGGCUUUAUCAAGAGAUUGAAGACGACGGACGUACCUAGUAGCGUAUCAAAAAUGGCGCCAGAUUUUUGCACUGUUUAUGUCAUAUCCAAAGCAAAGAUCUCAUCCGUGAAGAACGCGUCGCGUUCAACGCCUCUCGUCUCUCCUGUCAUCUCCCAUCUUCAAAAGAUGGAAGACCAAUCUAGUUGUAGUGGUGAUUCUUUCCCCGGUGAUGGUUCCCACAGGUCGAAACGAAGUGGAGGAGGAGAGAGGACGCCGCCACCAAAAGCCGCAGUGGACGACAGUGAGUUGUGCAAUAGGUCGCCAUUCUCAAGAGGGAGAGGCUUCAACGGCAGAAUGUUUCCCGAAAUGGGAGAAAACGAGACGGAUUACUCCUUCACCGGAUCAGACCGCCUCUCCGGAGUGCUCUUCGACAGCCAAGCCUCUAGCCGGACGUCGCGAGUGUCUACAUCCUCGGAUAGCAGCUUCGCCUCGUUGCCGAGGGGGGGCGAGGGAAGCAGCUUCACCACUGAUUUAUCGUCGUCUUCGGUGGAUGCAGAUGAUAUUGAUGCGGAGAUGAGAAGGCUGAAGCAAGAGCUGCAGAGGACUAUGGAGAUGUAUAGCACGGCUUGUAAGCAAGCUCAGACGACGAAGCAACAGAAGGAUGCGGAGCUUAGCCAGUGGCGCGCGGACGAAGAGAAGAGGCUGGAGGAGGCGCGGCUGGGGGAGGAGUCGGCCCGGCUUAGGGCCGAGCAAGAGAGAGCCAAGUACAGAGCGGCAAUGGAGAACGUGGGAGCAGCUCAAAGGAUCGCAGACAUGGAGUCACGGCGGAGAGUGAGCGCUGAGAUGAAAGCCAUUCAGAAUGAGAGUGAUGAGAAAGAAGAGAUGGCAUCCACCACUGCCUCACUCAACUAUCGAAGAUACACCAUUGAAGAGAUCGAAGAGGCCACGCAGUACUUCUCCAAGUCCCUCAAGGUCGGAGAGGGCGGCUACGGGCCUGUGUUCAAGUGCCGCCUUGACCACACGCCUGUCGCGGUUAAGGUCUUGCGCCCGGACGCGGCGCAAGGAAGGUCGCAGUUCCAGCAAGAGCUCCAAGUCUUGAGCUGCAUGAGGCACCCAAACAUGGUCCUACUCGUCGGCGCCUGCCCGGAGUACGGCUGCCUCGUCUACGAGUACAUGGCCAACGGUAGCCUCGAGGACUGCCUCAACCGCAAGGACAACAAACGAGCCCUCUCCUGGCAGCUCCGCUUUCGCAUCGCGGCAGAGAUCGCCACGGGCCUCAACUUCCUCCACCAAAUGAAGCCGGAGCCUCUCGUCCACCGCGACCUCAAGCCGGGCAACAUCCUCCUCGACCAGAACUAUGUGAGUAAGAUCAGCGACGUUGGGCUGGCGAGGCUUGUCCCGCCCUCCGUGGCCGACGACGCCACGCAGUACCUCAUGACUUCGACGGCGGGGACGUUUUGCUACAUCGACCCGGAAUAUCAGCAGACGGGAAUGCUUGGGGUGAAGUCGGACGUGUAUUCGUUUGGGGUGCUGCUGCUGCAGCUGCUCACGGCGAAGUCUCCGAUGGGGCUGACGCACACGGUGGGGCGCGCCAUUGAGAUGGGGAAGCUCGAGGAGAUGCUGGACCCAGCUGUGCCGAACUGGCCGGUGGAGGAGGCCGGGGUGCUGGCGAGCCUGGCAGUGCAGUGUGCAGAGAUGAGGAGGAAGGACCGGCCGGAUCUUGGGAAGGUUGUCUUGCCAGAGUUUAAUCGGCUUAGGGAUUUUGCGAAUGAGAGGAUGGAGCGCUUCUUGGUGUAA